Trichobilharzia szidati is the source of this 2911-nucleotide messenger RNA. The record is from the annotation of a GenBank genome assembly. Lineage: Eukaryota; Metazoa; Platyhelminthes; Trematoda; Strigeidida; Schistosomatidae.
UGCUACCUCGUUCGUAGUGUCAUAAAGUACUUCAGCUUUUGGACACAUUCAGUGUGCCUUUAUUCCUCUCUUUACGUUUUAAAUUAGCCUUUUGACUUUAAGGAUGGCUAUAGGUAUCUGUGUACUCGCAGAAAUUGUCUCAAAGUUUGAGUAUAUCUCUUUAGGCUCUUAGUUUUCUAGAGAAAUGUCAUAAUGUUGAUUUAUGGAGUCGGUUGGUCAAUGCCUAAUAUUAAGUUUGCUGUUAUGUCGCAUUUACCAUCAUGGUAGGAAAUAUGCUUCUAAAGAACCUCAAUAUAACACUUGUGGAAUCCAAAUGUCCAGGUGAAUUAAAGAUGAACAUGACAACUAGGCAGCAUUAUUUUUCUUAAUGUCUUUUGUCUGUUUUGUUUACCAAUAAGAAGGCUAGAUUGCUCUGCAGUUGAUAGCCUUCCCAGUUAGCAUUGACUUCGGGUGUACUGCAGGGAUUUUGAGGCAGACUUCGGCCUCGAGGCCGUGAUCACUGCAGAUAACCGUCCCACUUUCUUUAAUGCACCCAAAGAUUUUUGCCCCGAAAAUUCUGCAGUGGUCCUAAAGCAAAUACUAGCUGGAUAGUGCUAGUGUAGAUUAAGAACAUUUUACAUUGAAAGAAAUAGUAUAGACUGUUAGCUCAAUACAUUUGGACAUAUUGCAUCUAAUUACCUGCAUAAAUGUCAGCUCACACGUCUACAUCACAACCCCUUGGACGGUUAAACCAGUCCCAUGGAGAAGCAUCGGAUAAUGGCUUGUCUAGAUCUAAUCCAGUACUUCGUAAUCAUCAAUCUUCUCACAUUACUCAUUCAUCUCGUGAUUCUCUCACUUCUCUUAGCCCCGAUCAAAUGCUCGCUUACGGGGCAAAACAGAUAAUCAGUUUGUUUAUACCCGUGACGAUAUGCAUGUUGUUUGUUGUUGCUGUCGCCUCGACAGUUGACUUUUAUGGACAUACAGAACAGUACUUAAUAUAUACACCGUUUCAUACACCAGAUGCUGAUAUUGGUACACAAACAUGGCAGACAAUAGCUAAUACUUUAAUAUUUAUGAGUGUUGUUGUUGUGAUGACAUGUAUUCUUGUUUUAUUGUUCAAGUAUCAAUGUUAUAAGUUUAUCAAGGGAUGGCUAAUUAUGACGACAAUUUUUCUACUUUUCUUAAUAUCAUUCAUGUUUUUCUCUGAAGUUCUUCGUGCUAUGGGUGUAUUUAUCGAUCAUAUUACAGUGGCAUUUAUACUAUGGAAUUUCGGUGUAGUCGGUAUGAUUGUUAUCCAUUGGCGUGGUCCAUUAAUUCUACAACAAGCCUAUCUAAUAUUUAUAUCUGCACAGAUUGCAUUAAUGUUUUUAAAAUAUUUGCCAAAAUGGACAUGUUGGCUUGUUUUAGCCGCUUUAAGUAUUUGGGAUAUAGUAGCUGUUUUAUGUCCACAUGGACCUUUAAGAAUGUUAGUUGAAAUGGCACAUGAACGUCAACAACCACUAUUUCCUGCUCUACUUUAUUCAACAACAGCUAUGUAUCUUGUGAAAAAAUGUCAAUCAAUGAGUACAAGUGAAAAUAAUCAAUCACCUGAGGAGUUGACUAACACACUUUCCAAUGAGGGUAUAGUCAAUGAAGCAUCAAAUCUAGACUGUUCUGUUAUACAACCUUGUCCAACAACUUCAGAAUCUAUUAUCUCAGGUGAUGAACAAAUGACAGUGAAUCGAAGAAACUCUACAAGUAGACACAAUAAUGAAAUACCUACAACUAGUAUGGAGAAUACAAAUACGCCUAGAAUCAACGUAAACAACACUAGCCAUAACAACAACAACAACAACAAUCAUAAUGAGUCUUAUUCAGGAGUACCAUGUGAAACUGAUACACUUGUUAGGCAUCCAGUUGAUCGUUGGAGAGAGUUACAAGCGGAUCUGAUUGAUCGUGAUUCAAAAGGUGUUAAACUUGGUCUUGGCGAUUUUGUCUUUUACAGUCUACUAAUUGGUCGUGCAACACUAGACGGUGAUGCUGUCACUGUGAUCACAUGUUAUGUAGCUAUAUUAGUUGGCAUGUGUAUCACUAUCAUUGUGUUGGGCAUAACACGACAAGCCCUACCGGCCUUACCAAUAUCUAUUGCAUGCGGGAUAUUAUUUUAUUUUGUCAGUUCAGCGACAAUAUCACCAUUUCUUGAAGCGACAGCUAGUCAACGAGUAUUUUUCUAAGCUUUACUAUUACUAAUACUCCCAAUAUCAUCAUUAUUCCCUAAUUAUUAUAUUUCAUUUCUAAACCAUGUUCUCAUCUCAUGACUGCGACCAUCCAACCCUCGUCAUACUCAACUAAACUUCUAUUCGCUGUUCAUUUUUAUUCUGUAAUAAAUCUAUUUCACAUUAUAAUAAAAGCGUUUUUCUCUUUUCCAAUGAAUCAAAAACAAACACAUAUUAUUGUUUUUACUGACGUUUCUCUAUUUAAUGCUGCUAAUAGCUUUAUCAAAGUAUUAUUAAACCAGAAUUUACAAAGUCUCAGCUUAUAUAUAUGUAUAUAACAACUUAAUCAUCGUUCCUCAGCAUGGGGUCAUUUUUGCGUUGUCAAAUUGGCCAAUUGCUAAAGGUAACAAAACCAGGUGUGAAUUGUUGGAUUUGAUAAGUGUGUAAAAUUAUAAUUAUCGAAGCAGCAUGUGUUUACAUAAUGAAAUUGGUUAUCACAUUCGUGUUGAUUUUGUCAUUUCAUGGAGGAGGGGAGUGGGUGUUGCGACCAGGUUAAAUUCUGUUUUAGUCCAUCAUUCGUAUUCAGACAAUUUGGAUUCCAUUUGAUAUGAAGUGCUUCUGAUAUUAAACGUUUUUUGUGAUUUCUGAAAUUUUUCCGGAUUAUUUCAAUAUUGUCAAAAUCAAUUUUGUGGCCGGAUUCUAUAGCGUGUAGACCUAUGGCUGGUGAUUUUUCAAGC